Molecule: messenger RNA, 453 nt
Organism: Cercospora beticola
Lineage: Eukaryota; Fungi; Ascomycota; Dothideomycetes; Mycosphaerellales; Mycosphaerellaceae
Product: nuclear transport factor 2 family protein
Source: RefSeq, a predicted model, not a curated record
AUGUCUACCAUCCAAUUGUCUGAGACACUAGCGAACAUGAAGAAGACUGUGCAAGCACUGGUGCACGCAUACAACGAGUGGGAUUACGAGGCUACAAAAGCCACACAGGCCGAAGACUUCACCUUUGAGGCACGCCCUCUGUCGAUGGGUCGGGAAUCAUUGAAUGGAGAGCAAUUCAAGGACCUUUUCAUCAAUUUCCUCGCUCCGAGUUUCAAAGAUUUCAAGAUUGAAGCAGAAUCGAUCAUACAUGACCCAGAAAGUCUGCAAAGUGUGCUUCAUGGCUUUUUCAACAUUCUGACCCCUCAAGACCACCCUGUCCGGCUUGAAGUGGUGAUGCUUUUCAAGUUCAACGAGACAGGCGAGAAGUUUGUCAAAGUUCAGGAAUUCUUCGACAGCAAAGUCUAUCUCGAAUCGACGAAAGCAAUGCAAGCUGCGGCGAAGGAAGGGGAGUAG